Cinclus cinclus is the source of this 1896-nucleotide messenger RNA. It is a transcript of the gene SLC27A6, whose product is annotated as solute carrier family 27 member 6. The coding region runs from base 1 to 1896 and encodes 631 amino acids. Lineage: Eukaryota; Metazoa; Chordata; Aves; Passeriformes; Cinclidae. The record is from RefSeq and is a predicted model, not a curated record. The transcript is spliced from 10 exons. Gene Ontology annotation, molecular function: long-chain fatty acid transmembrane transporter activity; long-chain fatty acid-CoA ligase activity.
AUGCGUGUCUGGGACGACCUUUACCCGCUCCCAGCGCCGCCCUCCUGGGUACCGGGGGCUGCUGUCGGGAUUCUUUCCUUGCACUUCAUCCAGAAACUCCUCUUCCCCUACUUCUGGGCCGACCUGAGAUACCUGCUCAAAGUGUUGACCUAUGGGCUGAGGAUGGAGAUGUACCGGCUGCAAGGGAGGGUUGUCACCGUCCUGGACAAGUUCGUGAAGCUGGCGGAGAAGCAGCCCCACAAACCUUUCCUCAUCUACGAAGGGACCGUUCACACCUACAGGGAUGUGGACCGGAGGAGUAACAGGAUAGCACAGGUCUUCCUGCAGCACGAGGCUCUGAAGAAGGGAGACACGGUAGCCUUGCUGAUGGGGAACGAGCCAGAUUUCAUCCACGUGUGGUUCGGACUGGCCAAGUUGGGCUGUGUGGUGGCGUUCCUCAACUUCAACGUCCGCUUCAGAUCUCUCCUGCACUGUGUCAGUAGCUGUGAGCCCAAGAUACUGGUUGUGGGAGCAGAUUUGCUUGGGACAUUGGAAGAAAUUCUUCCUAAACUUCAAAAUGAUGUUAGUGUUUGGAUAAUGGCCAAGGACUCCAGGUUUCCAGGUGUGCAUACCCUUUUAGACAAAAUAGAAGCUGCAUCUGAAGACCCUGUUCCAGUUAAUCGAUGUUCUGCCAACAACCUCAAGUCAGCUGUUUUAUACAUAUUUACUUCGGGAACAACAGGUCUUCCAAAGGCAGCAGUCAUUAGUCAUUUACAGAUUCUUAAAGGAGCUGCUGGACUGUGGGCUUUUGGUGCUACUUCAGAAGACAUCAUUUAUAUCACUCUGCCUCUUUACCACAGUGCAGCUUCUCUUCUUGGCAUUGGUGGAUGCAUUGAACUGGGUGCAACCUGUGUGUUAAAAAAGAAGUUCUCAGCUAGUCAGUUUUGGAGUGACUGCAGGAGGUACAAUGUGACUGUGAUCCAGUACAUUGGAGAACUUUGCCGUUACCUUUGCAAUCAGCCAGUGAAGGAAGGAGAAAAAAAUCACAAAGUGCGACUAGCAGUUGGAAAUGGAGUAAGAAAUGAUGUAUGGAGGGAAUUUUUAGACAGAUUUGGUGCUGUUAAGAUCUGUGAGUUCUAUGGUGCUACUGAAGGAAACAUUUGUUUCAUGAACCACACAGGAAAAAUUGGAUCUGUUGGACGCACCAAUUUCUUCUAUAAGCUUUUUUUCCCAUUUGAUUUAAUCAAGUAUGAUUUCCAAAAAGAUGAACCAAUUAGAAAUAAGCAUGGUUGGUGUGAAAAAGUUAAGAAAGGUGAGGCUGGUCUUCUGAUUUCCAAAGUCAAUGCGAAGAACCCCUUCUUUGGUUAUGCUGGCAAUAAAAGACACACAGAAAAGAAAUUACUCUGUGAGGUAUUUAAGAAGGGGGAUCUUUAUUUUAAUACUGGAGAUCUAAUGGUUCAAGACCAUGACAAUUUUCUAUAUUUUUGGGACAGGAUUGGAGAUACCUUCAGAUGGAAAGGAGAGAAUGUCGCCACUACAGAAGUUUCUGAUGUCAUUGUAAUGUUGGACUUCAUUCAAGAGGCAAAUGUGUAUGGUGUGUCUGUGCCAGAUCAUGAAGGUAAAGCAGGAAUGGCUUCUCUUAUUUUAAAGCACAAUGCAUCAUUAGACUUGGAGCAAAUGUAUAAGCAAGUAAUGACCUAUCUACCAAGUUAUGCUUGUCCCCUUUUCUUAAGAGUCCAGGAAAAAAUGGAAAUGACAGGAACAUUCAAACAACAAAAAUUUCGACUUGUGGAUGAAGGUUUUAAUCCAUCUACAAUUACUGAUCCUCUUUAUUUUUUAGAUAAUUCUAAGAAAGCAUAUGUCUUGUUAACCAAAGAAUUACAUGAGAUGAUCUUAUCUGGGAAAAUGAAGCUUUAA